This is a messenger RNA of Olea europaea var. sylvestris, 2832 nucleotides long. RefSeq names its product putative DEAD-box ATP-dependent RNA helicase 29. Gene Ontology annotation, cellular component: nucleus. NCBI's taxonomy places the organism in Eukaryota, Viridiplantae, Streptophyta, Magnoliopsida, Lamiales, Oleaceae. The transcript has 11 exons. The record is from RefSeq and is a predicted model, not a curated record. Gene Ontology annotation, molecular function: RNA helicase activity; ATP binding; RNA binding. Bases 74 to 2434 code for a protein of 786 amino acids.
CGUUUUGAUUGAAAAACCUCUCCUUAAACCUAGAAAGGGCGACCACCUCCGCCACCGUACAGGCAGGGUACUAAUGGCGCAGGGAAGUAACAUACUGGCAAGCUCGAUAUCUGAGUUACAGAAGAAGCAAAAGCAAGCUAAGAAAUCAAAAUCCGGCGGCUUCGAGUCGCUGGGCCUUAGUCCCAAUGUCUUCAGGGGAGUCAAAAAGAAGGGCUACAAAGUUCCGACACCAAUACAGAGGAAGACGAUGCCCAUAAUACUUUCUGGAAGCGAUGUUGUGGCUAUGGCCCGAACUGGGUCGGGGAAAACGGCGGCGUUUCUAGUCCCUAUGCUUCAGAAGCUGCAGCAGCAUGUUCCACAGGCUGGCGUCCGAGCCCUCAUUCUCUCUCCGACACGUGACUUAGCUGUCCAGACUUUAAAGUUUACCAAAGAACUCGGCCGCUUCACAGAUCUUCGUAUUAGUUUACUAGUUGGUGGUGAUAGUAUGGAAAACCAAUUCGAAGAAUUGGCACAGAAUCCUGAUAUUAUAAUUGCUACUCCUGGUAGGCUCAUGCACCAUUUGGCAGAGGUUGAUGACAUGUCACUGCGCACUGUGGAGUAUGUAGUUUUUGAUGAAGCUGAUUGCCUCUUCAGCAUGGGUUUUGCAGAGCAGUUGCAUAAAAUUCUUUCACAGCUGAGCGAAAAUCGUCAGACAUUGCUUUUCAGCGCAACCUUACCAAGUGCCCUCGCUGAGUUUGCCAAGGCUGGUCUUCGGGAUCCUCAACUUGUACGACUUGAUUUGGAGACAAAAAUUAGCCCUGACUUGAAGCUUGCCUUCUUCACUGUAAGGCAGGAGGAAAAAUAUGCUGCAUUAUUGUAUUUGACAAGGGAACAUAUCGGUUCUGAACAGCAGACAUUAAUUUUUGUUUCUACAAAAUAUCAUGUUGAAUUUCUUAAUGUUCUCUUUAGAGAAGACGGCAUUGAGCCUUCUGUUUGCUAUGGGGAUAUGGAUCAAGAUGCACGUAAGAUCCAUAUAUCAAGAUUUCGGUCAAGAAAGACUAUGCUGCUGAUAGUGACGGAUGUUGCUGCUAGGGGAAUUGACAUACCUUUGCUUGAUAAUGUAGUCAACUUUGACUUCCCUCCUAAGCCUAAACUUUUUGUCCAUCGCGUAGGGCGAGCUGCCAGGGCUGGUCGUGUGGGAACUGCCUUUUCUUUGGUCACAUCUGAAGAUAUGCCUUUCCUAUUGGAUCUUCAUCUCUUUCUCUCGAAACCAAUUAGGCCUGCUCCCACUGAGGAAGAUGUUCUAAAAGAUAUGGAUGGUGUCAUGUCUGAAAUAGACCAAGCUGUUGCUAAUGGGGAAACUGUUUAUGGGCGUUUUCCACAGCCAAUUAUAGAUCUAUAUUCUGACAGAGUUCGAGAAAUCAUCGAUUCAUCUACAGAUCUGACUGCUAUGCAGAUACCCUGUACAAGGGCAUUUCGCCUGUAUUCAAAGACAAAACCAAAACCAUCUAAGGAAUCUAUUCAGAGAGUAAAAGGAUUACACUGUGAAGGGUUGCAUCCAAUGUUUAAAAAUGUUCUAGGCGGGAGUGAAUUAACAGCCAUGGCCUUCUCUGAACGCCUGAAAGCAUUUAGACCCAAGCAAACCAUUUUGGAGGCCGAAGGUGAGGCGGCUAAGUCAAAACAUCGGAAGGGUUCUUCGAGUCAAUGGGUUGAUGUGAUGAAGAUGAAAAGAGCUAUUCAUGAGGUGGUGAUCAAUAAAGUGCAUCAGCAGCGCUCUACGGAUCAUGCCACUAAGGAAGUUGAACCAGAAGACAAUACUACGAAGAACAAGCAGAAACAAGUUUCUGGCUUCAAGAGGAAGGGAGAUAGCUUCAAAGAUGAGGAGUACUUCAUAAGUUCAGUGCCCACGAAUCAGCAUUUUGAAGCCGGGCUUUCUGUUGGUGCUAACCAAGGCUUUGAAUCAAAUAGGUUGGAUGCUGCUGUUCUUGAUCUAAAUGCCGAUGAUGGUGGUGGGUUACAGAAGCAAAAAUCUUCCUUUCACUGGGAUAAGAGGAGCAAAAAGUAUGUCAAGCUAAACAGCGGUGACCGUGUGACAGCAAGUGGGAAGAUAAAAAAUGAAAGUGGUGUGAAAUUGAAAGCUAACAAAACUGGGAUUUACAAGAAGUGGAAAGAACGAUCACACAAGCAUGUAUCACUUAAAGGAAGAAGUAACGAAAGCACUGAAGAAUCUACUCAUUCUACAGGUCGUGGUGGAUUACGAGGGGAUAACAGAAGAUUUAAAGGUGGAAAGAAUAGGUCAGUACCAAAUGCUCACGUGCGUUCAGAAAUCAAAGAUCUCGAUCAAGUUAGGAAGGCAAGGCAAAAGAAAGCAGAGCGGGUUUCUCAUCUGAAGAACAGCAAAUCAAAGAAGGGGAAGAAGUCAGGUAAAAGGGGUAAUCGAGGAAAGUCGAAAUAGGGUUCAACAACUUAUCUGAUCGUCGGUCAUAUGAAUCCAAUGAAGCAUUCCAAAUACUUGACUGGCCUAUGUUUUGAGAUAUCAGUGGAGAUGAGUAUGGUAUGCCUGUUGUGGCAGUCUUAAGUAAGAUAUAUUAGAGAAUAUUGAACGGUGUCAAGAGAAAGAAGAUUAACUUGUCCAUUGUCGUCUGCUCAUUUUCAGUACUGUAUACCAAAUAUGACCUUCAUGUCUUCUUUCUCCCAAAUAUAGCUUCAGUAUUUUUCGAUAAUGUUGGCAACUCUUAGUUAUUGAAAAUAUACAUUGGAAUUUAACAUGGGGCAUACUAAGAUUCUUGAUUCAAUUUAUGUAGUUUGUAAGUGUUGUUUUUUCAAUGAUGUAUAAAUCAUUAUUUUCCGACU